Molecule: messenger RNA, 4744 nt
Organism: Branchiostoma belcheri (Belcher's lancelet)
Lineage: Eukaryota; Metazoa; Chordata; Leptocardii; Amphioxiformes; Branchiostomatidae
Product: guanine nucleotide-binding protein G(i) subunit alpha
Exons: 8
Coding region: 368-1432 (354 amino acids)
Biological process (GO): adenylate cyclase-modulating G protein-coupled receptor signaling pathway
Cellular component (GO): heterotrimeric G-protein complex
Molecular function (GO): G protein-coupled receptor binding; GTPase activity; G-protein beta/gamma-subunit complex binding
Source: RefSeq, a predicted model, not a curated record
UGAAUAAUGUUAAAAGUGUUGGUACUGUAAGAAAAUGGCUUAAUUUCCCAGUAAAUCAUUUAUGUAGUUUAAAUAUUUGGGACAACUUGAAUGACUUCUUUGCCAAUGUACAUCCGGGUCCUGUGCGCUUUUCCCGUCAUGCCGCGCGGUAAUUCUAGCGGAGAGAAUGGACAAACGGGUGUGGUGAUAUCGUGAUUAUCAACGAUUUUAUCACCUAAAAUCGCCUAAAAACUGUAACAGACACGCCAGGGUUCAGCCUGGGAUUCCAUUCCAUAUUUCCGUCGUGAGCCGUGUUGUCUAGGGGACUCGGGAAGGGCCUAGUGCCGUGUAAAACGCUUGGUGAGGCCGUUGGUUGUCGACUGUCGGGAUGGGUUGUGCCAUCAGUGCCGAGGACAAGGCUGCGGCCGAACGGUCCAAAAUGAUCGACAAAAAUCUCCGAGCAGACGGGGAAAAGGCCGCCAGAGAGGUCAAACUGCUCCUGCUGGGUGCUGGUGAAUCUGGGAAGAGUACAAUUGUAAAACAAAUGAAAAUUAUCCAUGAAGACGGGUACUCAGAAGAGGAGUGUAUGCAGUACAAGGCUGUGGUGUACAGUAACACAAUCCAGUCACUCAUUGCCAUCAUCCGCGCCAUGGGAACCCUGAAGAUCGACUUCGGUCAUACUGACAGAGCCGACGAUGCCCGGCAGCUGUUUGCGUUGGCGAGUACGGCGGAGGAAGGUGAGAUGACGCCGGAGCUGGCGGGGAUCAUGAAGAGGCUAUGGGCUGACGGAGGCGUGCAGGCCUGCUUCGGCCGCUCCAGAGAAUAUCAGCUCAACGACUCAGCUUCAUAUUACUUGAACAGUUUGGACCGACUGGCGGCGGGCGGGUACGUUCCCACACAGCAAGACGUGCUCAGAACCCGUGUCAAGACAACUGGCAUCGUGGAGACGCACUUCACCUUCAAGGACCUGCACUUCAAAAUGGUGGAUGUCGGGGGUCAGAGGUCAGAGCGAAAGAAAUGGAUCCACUGUUUUGAGGGUGUGACGGCCAUAAUAUAUUGUGUUGCCCUGAGUGCGUAUGACCUUGUCCUGCAAGAAGACGAGGAAGUGAACCGGAUGCAUGAGAGCAUGAAGCUGUUCGACUCCAUCUGUAACAACAAGUGGUUCACGGAGACGUCCAUCAUCCUCUUCCUCAACAAGAAGGACCUGUUCGAGGAGAAGAUCACCAAGUCUCCACUCACCAUCUGCUAUCCCGAGUACACAGGCUCUAACACGUAUGAGGAGGCAGCUGCCUACAUCCAGAUGCAGUUUGAGGAUCUGAACAAGAGGAAAGAGACAAAGGAGAUCUACACUCACUUCACCUGUGCUACCGACACCAAUAACAUCCAGUUUGUGUUCGACGCCGUCACAGACGUCAUCAUCAAGAACAACCUGAAGGACUGUGGCCUGUUCUAGACUCUACCUGCUCCUGAGUCCCUUCUCCUGUAUUACUUCUCCUGUACUUUCACUUUCCAUCCCAGGGGCGGCAAUUUGUAACUGGCUUGUUGGGUCCCAACCAUCCACCGCAAUCAUAUUAACUUAUGUUCUCUUAUAGAGACAAUAUUACAUAUUAUUAUCAUCCUUGUUUUCCAAGCCCAAAAUAGAAUUAAUUUUCUGUUAUUCUAAUUUUCCGCUUUAAUUUAAAGACGAUUGUCCAUAUUUUUCACUUUUUCAGAACCUAAAUGGAAUCAAUGUUCCAAUCCAAACAAUCAAAUAUCAAUGUUGUAUAGAUAAUUGAUGUUUGGCUUACUUGAGUUCUAUAAUUCUUAUGUUGUCUGAAUUGAUGCCAAAACGUUAUGCAUUUUGUAGUCUUCCUGUAAAUAAGCCCAUCCGGUACUUAACUCUUGUAGGUACCUCAUCAGUGAAAAAUAUGUAAGCAUAUUGUCUUCUGAGACCUCCCAACAAACAAGUUAUGAAGUUGAUCCAACCUGGACCUGUGUUUGUAGAACUAGCAGCACCAAACCCGCGUUGUCUCUAAUGUACAGUGGCGUCCAGGUGCCUCAUUGUAAGCAUCUGUCCUGAAAAUUGCGGUCAUAUUUUUCUGAUGUUGUUAUGUUGAUUCUCAUUGACGUAAGCGUGACCAGCAAAUACUGUUCCAAGGUCAGAUGGAAACUGUCCAAGGUACCAAUAGUAGAGCCUGCUCGGUGUGGUUCCUUGGGAAAAGCGUACUUACUUGUGUCAAUGUCAAUGUUGCCUUAGAGGUCAGCGGCAAAGAUGGGAUGAUCGGGCCUGAAGUCAGUCCUGUUAACAAUGAUGUGCCACAGCAGGGCUCAUAUUACACUCCUGUAACUUGCAGAAAAGUUUGCUUGGUUGCAUUCCAAGAAUCACCAACUUGUAAUUUGUGGAGUAAUAAGAAUUCACACUUAUGAGACAUAAUUAAGUUAAAUAACAGUCUACUUGUCUUGUUGUUAGGCAAAAAUAAUGUCUUUCAUGGUUGCAGAAGGUGUUUCAAAAUUGCAAUGUGCCAGAUAACUAAUAAAAUUAAGGUAGAGCGAAUGUAUUUCAAACCCUGCAUUGACCAACUACUUCACAGCAUUUCCGGUUCUCACAACAAUUAGGUGGGAAAAAUCCUCUACUGAUUCCAGUUUAGCACCUACUUUAAAACAUUCCAGGUGAAGUCUUCAUCAGAUGUACUUUCUGUUUUUACCCUGCCUGGGAACAGCCUUCUUGUCUUUACCAUGGAAACAACAGUUUGGAAACCUUGCAGAAGUCUUAACUUACAAAACAAGGUUAUUUAUACAUACCGGUAUGGAAGAGUUUUGUUGUAGUCGACAUGUAGAACCUCCAAAUGGGGUUCCCAUGCAGUUUGGGUGGCACUUCACGAUUUGGGUGACCAGUUUUUCUCUGGAACUUACUGACAUAAUCCAUUCCUGACCUUCCUCUACUCCUGUUUGUGGACCAAAUGUUACUGUAGCACAUCAUUCUUAACACCUGAUAUGGCUCAGACUAAACCUUGAAGAAGAAAAAUGUGAAAGUCUUAGAAAUGUGAAGAGUGACUGUGUAACUAUGUGAGGAGCUGUUUAAUGGUUACUCGGAAUGAAAUUUGACAGCGAAGAAAAUUUCUGAAAAAACACUGUACAAUAUAUGUGGAUUACUUUGUUGGUCCUGUAUUGAUAUGUUGUAGUGUUGUCAUAUUUUUGAUAAUAUAUUUUGAAAACAAUUGAUUAUGUAUGUUGUGGUAGGCAAGUGUAGUUAAAACUGAAGACUAUAUUUUGAUUGACUCGUAUCAAUUACUUAACAUGAAAAUAUCGUUUAUUUGGAAACUUUAGCUGCAUUCGAGUGGGGAGGUUUUCUUUUAUUUGGAACUGCUCGAAUAUAGUUUUAGAUGUAUGAUAUUAUUCCAAAUAACAACCCCAGUAUCAUAUUCUAUUCCAGCAAGUUUGAUGUUGGGAACUCAGUGAGAAGAAUGUCAUCAUUUUCCAUAUUUUACUUGUGGUUAUAUAGUUGUAUUUUCCAAUAGUUGAGAUGAAUGGAUGUUCCAAUGGUGUUGUCUGUUUGCCCAAACCACCAACAAAACUGUAUACCUUCUAUUUACUCUGGUCACUUCUGGUUUGGAAAUGCUCUAAAAAAUUUAGAAAUAAAGUGACGUUUGUAACUCUGAAUGUUACACCAGAAAUGAACAAUGUCAUCUAUGGUAUGACAUAGUAGAAAACCAGCUCCUUAAAAUGACAUUUUGAAACUUAACUUCAUGUAACAAGUGAAAAUGUAACAAGGUAGAUUUAAAAUGUAGAGUUUCCAACCAAAGUGACUAGUGGCAAUCAGUAGAAACAGUUGUAUGAUGGAACAUUUGUCGUAGUUUACGCUUGUAAUUUAGACUGAUUUGUGCUGAAGACUCUCACAUGCUGGCAAACGUUGACUGAACUUUAGGCACUGCUUGUAAGAAAUGCGAUGCUCAAGGACCACUUGUUUCUACCCGUCCCUGUGAGACAUUAUUGCUGUAUUAAAGCUGGUGUAAUUUGUACAACAGUUUGGUGGAGAGCUGGUUUGCUCCAAGUAAGAAAAAUAUAAGACGUCGACAAUAUUCAUGUAUAAGACUUCUUGGCCAACAUUUUCCCAGGGCCGUUGAGUUUGUUGCAAAGUAAAGAAACUUCUCUGGCCCUUGGCAUCAUCUGAAGUCAUGUCCAAGAAUGAUGCGGCAAAAGUCUGUCAAGGAGUUCUGCCCAUCAGGAUAUUAUCCAUGUAACUUCAGAGCGCCCUUAUAAAAAAAUGAAUGAAACAUAACUACUGAAUGAUCAGCUGUACAAUUGUAACAAAUUGUGUGUAGCCAAUUCUGGUCAGAUUGUUGAUAUUAUUAGUUAGUAUUUAUUUAAAUGAACUGAACAUUCCCACUAUGAAGGGACCUGAUAGGCUGUACAACACUGUGACCCUGUAUGAACUUUUGUGUUGUCCAGCAGCAGAACUGUGCAGAUUUGUUUGGAGUAAACCUGUGUCUUCCCCUGUCUGUUGAGGCGAGAUGUUGUAUGAAGUGUAAAAUGACUCCUUUGUAAGGUAAUUUGUAAGAUAUUAGUGGAAGAUAUCCGUGAAAUUCUGGUAGUUGUCAUUUUACAAUCAGUGUUAAUUCAUGGUGGCCCGAGGCCUCAACAAUUUUUUUGAGUUAGAAGAGAAAAUAAAAAUCAUUGCACUGGUGUUGACUGUAAUUAGAGCAGCUCUUAUAGCAAUGACUGGAACGGUUCUGGCAAAGUUGGAUGUUUUCCUCACUUAUUGUAAUAAAAGACUGUAAAACCACCA